Molecule: messenger RNA, 1317 nt
Organism: Ectocarpus sp. CCAP 1310/34
Lineage: Eukaryota; Phaeophyceae; Ectocarpales; Ectocarpaceae
Source: the annotation of a GenBank genome assembly
AUGCUACCAUUUCUCUCUUCCACUCGUCCCGUGAACCGUUGCCCCCGGUCGAAACGGGACCAGAGUUCGCCAGGCCUGUGGAAGGAGCUCGCGAAGGAAGUUCGAUCCAGCAAGACGCUCCUUCAGGGGUUCCUCAAGUCGGCUUCGACGCUCGCUUCGAUCGCUGACCACCGCACGCAAGAAUUAGUUUUCGAAGCUCUCUAUCGCCUGUGGAAGGCAAGUCUAUUGCGUCGGGGCACGUGUGCUUCUGAUCGUGCUCCUCGUUUCCCGAAAGUGCAAAGGCAACAAGCACGCAAAUACCGACAAGGUGAAAAGGAAGAUGCGAAAUUAUCACCGAUUUGUUCUACGGUUGAGUGUGCCCCCGAUAACCCCGAACGAAUCCUCCCCAAGGUGUGGAAGAAGCAGCGCGGUGGGCCGCCGCAGCUGCUCCCCUCAACCCGCCGCGAGAUAGCCGAGGGCUUCUCCUCCAUCACCAUCGACGACUUCGAAGGCCAGACCCGAGCCAUGCUCGCAGCAGUCAACAGCAGGCCCAACAAAAACGACGACGAUGACGCCGAAUAUGACCCACAAGAAGGCGAAAAGGGAUGGCUUUCCCCCCCGUCGUCUUUUCCAGUGGAAGCGCUGCUUCAGGUGACCGAGUGGCGAGGGUUAGGUCUGCGCGACCGCCUCGGAGAGGCACACCACCUCGACAUCGGGGGUGACUCGAUCAGCAUCCAGGUCUACCCAAAGGCCUCCCCGGGGAAAUCCAGCGGGACAUCGACAGGAGGAGGUGGCGUGUUCAUCAGCAUCCCGGCAGAAACAGUCGCCGCGGCGAGCAAGGUGCUGGUGGGGGCUAGGUCGCUGCAGGUGGACGUCUCCCUGUCCGAGUGCCCGGCGCUGGCAAGGCUGGUCCGCACCCCGCCGGAAGAGAAUGCGGCAACCGCGAACUGCACGGUCAUCAUUCAGCUGGAGGGUGGCUCACAAAUGUUCAACCGGUUCCGACAGGCCAUCGCUGCUCUGAAAUCCAAGGUUCCCGAUGUGGCCAACGAGGCCAAGCCUAGCACGGGUUCCAAGUCAACCAAGGGCUCCUUGGCCCUGGAGCACGCGGAGGUUUUCAAGCCUUCCGAUGAAGUGGAAGGUGCCGAGGGCGUUGAAGGGAACCUCGGCGAUGACGACGAAGAGGAGUCGCAGACGAACCACAGGAAGCGACCCAGGGCCGCGUGUGGCUUGGCCAGCUCUGUGAGCAGCCGGGCAUACGCGUACCGACCCCCAAAACUCGCUGAGAGCCAAUGGUUCUUUUUGAUCUACCACGCUUGCAUCGCGGCUACCGCUCGAUAG